GCAAAGAGCACACAGAAAGCAUGCGUUUUCCAGCUCUCCGCUCCACCUGCAUUUUGAGCAUGCUCAGUUUGAUUCAUUGCAUUCCCGUUCAUCAGGAUGACCUGAAAAAUGUCAAACUGCAGGCAAAGACCAUCAUCGUCAGAAUCAGGGAACACAUUGACGGGCAAAAUUUACUUCCAACGCUGAUCAUUGGGGAUCCAGGACAUUAUCCAGAGAUUCCCGCUGACAAACCCAUCCAAGGGCUCGGCUCCAUCAUGGAAACCAUUAAUACCUUCCACAAGGUUCUUCAGAAGUUUCCAAAUAAGCAUGUAGACCAGAUACGCAGAGAUUUAUCCACACUUCUGGGUUACCUAGAAGGCAUGGAUUGCACACUGAAGGAAUCAACAAAUGGGAAAGCGCUGGACGCUUUUCUAGAGGACAGCGCUUCCUAUCCCUUUACUUUAGAGUACAUGUCUUUAAACAGACUGAAACAGUUUAUGCAAAAGCUGAUCGAUAAUCUGGAUCAGCUGAAAUUCUGCUGA
This is a messenger RNA of Danio aesculapii, 521 nucleotides long. It is a transcript of the gene lepa, whose product is annotated as leptin a. The coding region runs from base 21 to 521 and encodes 166 amino acids. The transcript is spliced from 2 exons. Gene Ontology annotation, molecular function: hormone activity. The record is from RefSeq and is a predicted model, not a curated record. Lineage: Eukaryota; Metazoa; Chordata; Actinopteri; Cypriniformes; Danionidae. Gene Ontology annotation, biological process: signal transduction. Gene Ontology annotation, cellular component: extracellular region.